Ogataea angusta is the source of this 1500-nucleotide messenger RNA. RefSeq lists its product as uncharacterized. Gene Ontology annotation, molecular function: protein binding; protein serine/threonine phosphatase activity. The record is from RefSeq and is a predicted model, not a curated record. NCBI's taxonomy places the organism in Eukaryota, Fungi, Ascomycota, Pichiomycetes, Pichiales, Pichiaceae. Gene Ontology annotation, cellular component: cytosol; nucleus. The transcript has a single exon. Bases 1 to 1500 code for a protein of 499 amino acids.
AUGGAUCCAAAACUGGAGGAACGGUCUACCGAGCUCAAAAACUUGGGAAACCAGGAGUUGAAGAACAACAACUUUGAUAAGGCAAUCGAGUUGUAUACCCAGGCGAUAGACCUUUUCCCCACGGCGAUCCUAUACUCCAACAGAGCGCAGGCUCAGAUUAAACUCGAAAACUAUGGUUUAGCUAUCGAAGACGCAAACCAGGCGAUCAAGUUGGACAAAAACUACCUCAAGGCAUAUUAUAGACGCGCCGUGUCCUACAGUGCGAUUUUGGAAUACAAAAAGUCUCUCUCGGACGUCAAAAUUGUUCUUUCGAGGGCGCCUUCCGACAAGAAUGCCCAGCUAUUGGAAAAACAGCUGGUAAGAAUCAUCAACCAGAUCAAGUUUGAAAAGGCCAUUGCUGUGGAAGAAAAGGGCUCCGUAAUCGCCAGUAUCGACCUUGAUGCGAUCUCCGUUGAAAGCAGCUACCAGGGUCCUGACCUGGACAUCAAAGUGGAAGACAAACGGGUGCGUGUUUCGAUGACGCAGAAAUACAUAUCUAAUAUGGUGGACUUGUUCCGCAAGGGCAGCAAGAUCCCAAAGAAACAUGCCUUUGCCAUUGUGGCCGCUGCAAACGAGAUUUUCAAGGAGCAGCCUCCGAUGGUCGAGUUUGGUCUCAAGCGGCCCGCCACUGCCGCUAAGGAGCUACAGUUGGAGGAGGCAAAGAAAAUCACUGUUUGUGGAGACACUCAUGGUCAGUUCUAUGAUGUGCUGAACCUGUUCAGACGUUUUGGAAAGGUCGGAAAGGAUCACAUCUAUCUGUUUAAUGGAGACUUUGUUGACCGUGGCUCAUGGUCCUGCGAGGUUGCAUUUUUACUGUACUCGCUGAAAUUGCUGUAUCCGCAAAACAUCUACAUCAACAGGGGAAACCACGAGACAAAUGACAUGAACAAAGUCUACGGUUUUGAGGACGAGUGCAAGCACAAGUACAGCGAGAAACUAUUUUCGUGUUUCAGCGAGUCGUUCAAUUCGCUGCCGUAUGCCUCUCUUAUUGGCCAAGAGUAUCUUGUCAUGCACGGUGGUUUGUUUUCUUCUGACAACGUCACUCUGGACGACAUAAGAAAGAUCGAUCGGUUCAAAAGCAAACAGCCUCCGAAGGAAGGAAUCGAGAUGGAACUGUUGUGGACGGACCCCCAGGAAAGCAAGGGAAGAUCCGCUUCAAAGAGGGGAAUCGGAAUGCAGUUUGGUCCGGACGUCACGGCAGAUUUCUGUGAGCGGAACAAGCUCAAGGCGAUCAUCCGGUCUCACGAGGUUCGCAUGGGAGGUUACGAAAUAGAACACAACGGCAAACUGGUGACGGUGUUCAGCGCACCAAACUACUGUGACAUGCAGGGGAACCUGGGCGCGGUGGUCAACUUUACACUCAAGGACGACGAAUACGAGCUGGAGUACGCAACCUUCACUCAUGUCGACCAUCCUAAUAUUCCUCCUAUGAAUUACUCCAAAAACAACUUUGGGUUCUAA